AUGAAACUUUUGAUAUUUUUAACCAUCAUCUAUCCAAUCUUCGCAUCAAAUUCCACUGAAACCUUAGCCGAAGACCUUCUCACCCAACUCAAAACCCUGAUAAAAUCUCAAAAGCGCCUCGAUCUCACCAAUCUUUUCCACGAGAACUUCAAAUUCGCCGAUUGUGCUCGCGAAAUGAGCCGUCAAGAAUUUGUCACUUUUCUGAUUGAUGAGAAUGGGGGAGAUGCGAUAAGUGUGCUGCACAGUAAACCAACGUUGAGCGGUUUGCAGAUUGUGGCGUUUUGGCGGAAAUUUUUGAUGGUCAAUUUGCAGACGGCGAAGAUUUUUCGAGUUGACAAAAGUUUUCGACACGUUUUUAUUUAUGGCAAAACUGAGGGAGAUUGUUAUGUUGAUUUUUGA
Messenger RNA from Caenorhabditis angaria, 399 nucleotides. NCBI's taxonomy places the organism in Eukaryota, Metazoa, Nematoda, Chromadorea, Rhabditida, Rhabditidae. The record is from the annotation of a GenBank genome assembly.